Condylura cristata (star-nosed mole) is the source of this 3899-nucleotide messenger RNA. RefSeq names its product calcium/calmodulin-dependent protein kinase II delta (gene CAMK2D). The transcript is spliced from 21 exons. The coding region runs from base 413 to 2014 and encodes 533 amino acids. Gene Ontology annotation, molecular function: calmodulin binding; calcium/calmodulin-dependent protein kinase activity; ATP binding. Lineage: Eukaryota; Metazoa; Chordata; Mammalia; Eulipotyphla; Talpidae. Gene Ontology annotation, cellular component: cytoplasm; neuron projection. Gene Ontology annotation, biological process: protein phosphorylation. The record is from RefSeq and is a predicted model, not a curated record.
CCCUGCCCUCCGCCCGGCCCCUCCUGCCCCGGUGCGGCUCGUUUCGCAACUGUGCGCUCGCCCCGUGCCCAGCUGUUUUCCAUUUCCCGGCCCCCUCUCCCGAGUACUUUAACCGCAGCCGGUGGGAGAGGGGCUGGACAGGGGCCGGGUGCCGCGGCCGCAGCAGCACGAGGAAGCGAGGCCCGGAGCAGCAGGACGGUCGCCCCACCUCGAGGAGGAGACCCCACGCCACCCAGUCCCGUCCCCGCCCGCCCCGCCCCUGCGCGCACUCCCUCCCGGGCGAGCUACUUUCGGACGAGGAAAGUGAGGGCGGCCCUGGGUGACAGCGCCGCGGGGCCAGUCCCGGGGAAGCCGCGCGUCUGCUCGCGUCCUGCCCGCCGCGCUCCCAGCCAGGGGCACAGCCCGCGCGAGGAUGGCUUCGACCACCACCUGCACCAGGUUCACGGACGAGUACCAGCUUUUCGAGGAGCUCGGAAAGGGGGCAUUCUCAGUGGUAAGAAGAUGUAUGAAAAUCCCUACUGGACAAGAAUAUGCUGCCAAAAUUAUCAACACCAAAAAGCUUUCUGCUAGGGAUCAUCAGAAACUGGAAAGGGAAGCUAGGAUCUGCCGUCUUUUGAAGCAUCCCAAUAUCGUACGACUUCAUGACAGCAUAUCAGAAGAAGGCUUCCAUUACUUGGUCUUUGACUUAGUCACUGGAGGGGAACUGUUUGAAGACAUAGUGGCGAGAGAAUAUUACAGUGAAGCGGAUGCCAGUCACUGUAUACAGCAGAUUCUAGAAAGUGUAAAUCAUUGUCACCUAAAUGGCAUAGUUCACAGGGACCUGAAGCCUGAGAACUUGCUUUUAGCUAGCAAAUCCAAGGGAGCAGCUGUGAAGCUGGCCGACUUCGGCUUAGCCAUCGAAGUCCAAGGAGACCAGCAGGCGUGGUUUGGUUUCGCCGGCACGCCUGGAUAUCUGUCCCCAGAGGUGCUGCGCAAGGACCCCUAUGGCAAGCCGGUGGACAUGUGGGCGUGCGGUGUCAUCCUCUACAUCCUCCUGGUGGGGUACCCCCCUUUCUGGGACGAGGACCAGCACAGACUGUACCAGCAGAUCAAGGCUGGCGCUUACGACUUUCCGUCACCCGAGUGGGACACAGUGACCCCCGAAGCCAAAGACCUCAUCAAUAAAAUGCUGACAAUCAACCCAGCCAAGCGCAUCACAGCCUCGGAGGCCCUGAAGCACCCCUGGAUCUGUCAACGUUCGACUGUGGCUUCCAUGAUGCACAGGCAGGAGACGGUCGACUGCUUGAAGAAAUUUAAUGCCAGGAGAAAACUGAAGGGCGCCAUCUUGACCACUAUGCUGGCGACCAGGAACUUCUCAGCAGCCAAGAGUUUGCUGAAGAAACCAGACGGCGUCAAGAUCAACAACAAAGCCAACGUGGUAACCAGCCCCAAAGAAAAUAUCCCCACCCCGGCGCUGGAGCCCCAAACUACUGUAAUCCACAACCCUGACGGAAACAAGGAGUCAACCGAGAGUUCAAAUACCACAAUUGAGGAUGAAGAUGUGAAAGCACGGAAGCAAGAGAUCAUCAAAGUCACUGAGCAGCUGAUCGAAGCUAUCAACAACGGGGAUUUCGAGGCAUACACAAAAAUCUGUGACCCAGGCCUUACUGCUUUUGAACCUGAAGCAUUGGGUAAUUUAGUGGAAGGAAUGGACUUUCAUCGAUUCUACUUUGAAAAUGCUUUGUCCAAAGGCAACAAACCCAUCCACACGAUCAUCCUGAACCCGCACGUGCACCUGGUGGGCGAGGACGCCGCCUGCAUCGCCUACAUCAGGCUCACGCAGUACAUGGAUGGCAGCGGGUUGCCCAAGACCAUGCAGUCGGAGGAGACGCGCGUGUGGCACCGCCGGGACGGCAAGUGGCAGAACGUCCACUUUCAUCGCUCGGGGUCGCCCACCGUCCCCAUCAAGCCUUCCUGUAUUCCAAACGGGAAAGAAAACUUCUCAGGAAGCACCUCUUUGUGGCAAAACAUCUAAGGCCUGAAAACCACUGACAUGUGGGUCUUCUUCUAAGUCUCCACCGAGCUCCUCCUGCAUCCUCCGUCUCCAGGCGCCCGGCUGGCCCCCGGCCCGUCUCCUCCUCUUCAUGCGUGUCACCGAGUGCAUGGAGCGGUGAGGUCGUCCGCGGCACGCACCGUGACCCAUCCUCUCGUGUUCCUUCCUGUACAUUGUUUACACGUAACUGGGGGUGUCCCUGCUCACCCGAAUCACUGUUGGCAAACAAUAGGGGGCGGUCAGAGUUCCAAGGACAAGCUGUCGGUCACGUUUCUCCGUUUUAUGCCAAGGUUCAACAGACUUCAGAGUUAUCGUCCUCCGAGUGAGUUUGUAAGAGCAAUGUCAACUUUUAAACUCUUCACUGUUCAUCUGGUUUUGUUCAUUUGACAACAAAAAAGAAGCCCUCAGUUUGCUGGUGUGACCCUGGCCUAAUUGGGUUGGGCACUGAGCGCUUUGCUGCUGUUUAGCCAUUAAAGAGGGUUGUGGUGGGCGACAUCCCCGAGAGCGGCACCGUGGGAGUCGCUGGGCCGCCGCCACCGAGGUGCGGCAUUCCGGUGGCUCCACGUAAACUGGAAAACUCCUUACCGAAGAGUUUGCUCACGCCCACACGGCUCGCCCAACCGACCCCUCCCCCCUUUUCUGCCGUCUCUCCGUUUUCUCCUAUCGCCUGGUUCCUGCCGUUUGCCUCCCUUUUCAUUCUCCCUUCCAUUUUCUUCCUUUCUUUUGUUUUUGGUUUCAGUAGCGUGUGAGCAAGCGAAACUGUCUUAGUGAUAGUGACGGGCUUUGGGGAGGUGAUGGUUCAGGGUGCUCUCCGGGCCCAGGAAAGCGCGGACAUCUUAGGGUGUGGAGAGCCCCCCGGGCUCCAGUUUGAACUGGAGGGGCCCGAGUGCUUCACCGUCGGCGCGGGAGGCUGCCCCCCGGUGUCUCUGACGCACCCCGCCAGGGGCUUCCGAGCUCUGGGGGCCCCCCGGCCUGCCGAGUUUUCUGAACCGAGAGCGCCCGUGCGAGCUUUCCCUGCUCACAGCGUGCUGAACUUGAUCCUCGUGACCUGCGCUUUGUUAGCUCCUCUCGUGUCAGCACCCUGCCUCCCUGCGAGGCGCUGGGAUUUUCCAGUUCAGUCAGCAAAGGGAAAUCGCCCUGUUUCUGUUACGCUUCUCAUUGCGCCUUUGCUCAUCCAAUCCUUGGCAGCUUCUUUCACGCCCCUGAAGUGCUGUAUAGCGCAUGGUAUCCUCAUCAAUGUUAUUUUGAGAAUAGCAAUCUGCAGUCCUCAGAAGCCUAUUUUCAAACGCAGAAGCAAAAAAAGAAAAAAAAAAAUCCCUCCCCACUUUUCUCUCAUUUCCUUCCGUGUUGAUUAUACUAAUCACCUUAGAUAUUGUUGCUAGUGGAUGUACGGUAGAUGGAUUGAAGCUUUUCUGAUACAUAUUACACGAUUUAAAACAAUAUAUAUUUAAAAUAAAUAUAUACAGUCAGUGCAUUGAGCCAUGUUAACCUGCCAAUGAGAUCUGUGAAGAAGUAAUGGCCUCAUUUCCCUUGUUACUUUACCUUUUUGUGAAGCGGCUACACGUGGCAUACAUGUAUUUUAAAACAAAAACAAAAUAGGUAUAGAGUGGUGGUUUGUUUUUUUUUGUACACUUUUAACUGAGCAUGUGGUGUGGAAUUAUUAGCGUAGAUCAAGUUUGUCUUCCUCACGCAGAGGUGAGGAACUUGUGAUUUGUUCUCUCCACCACAACUGAAUUACACGUUUAUUAUCUUCUAUCAUUUUGAAACACUGCAGUUUACCAUGGGACACUGUAUAUAUUUCUUGCCAUAAUGGUAAAUGACUGAUUGAUAUAUUUAAGAGUUAAUAAAUUUGUGAUUUCUGCCGACA